Molecule: messenger RNA, 1690 nt
Organism: Magnolia sinica
Lineage: Eukaryota; Viridiplantae; Streptophyta; Magnoliopsida; Magnoliales; Magnoliaceae
Exons: 10
Coding region: 22-1422 (466 amino acids)
Molecular function (GO): calcium ion binding; 3'-5'-RNA exonuclease activity
Source: RefSeq, a predicted model, not a curated record
UGUUUUCGUUCGUUCUAGAUCAUGGAUAGUGCAGAAGAACAAACGGAUGUUUUUUAUCAAGACUCUCCCAAUCAAAGACAGUCUCUGAGCGCAAACUGUAAUCAGUCUGACGGGUUGAACGGCAGUGAUCAGUGCAUUUCCUGUACAACUUUCAACAUUCUCGCACCGAUAUACAAGAGAUUGAAUAGUGAGAGUUGCGAAAGCGAGUUCCGGGAGUAUUGGAUUAGUAGGAAUGAGAGAAUAUUGGACAGACUGCUAUGCCUAAAAUCAUCAAUUAUAUGUUUACAGGAGGUUUGGGUUGGAAAUGAAGAACUUGCUGGUAUGUUUGAGAAGCGACUAGGAGAUGAAGGUUAUGCAACUUACAAGCUUCCACGAACCAAUAACAGAGGAGAUGGUCUCUUAACUGCAGUGAAUCGAAAAUCAUUCCGAGUUUUGAAUUACAGAGAAUUGUUAUUCAAUGACUUUGGCAAUCGUGUAGCACAGCUUCUACACGUUGAACUGGUUAUUCCAUUUUUGCAAAGCCAUGCAAAAGACGUUAAGCACGACGCACUUGUCGUGAACACCCCCUUGCUGUUUCCUCACAAUUCUAGUUAUUGCCUCCCUCGAUUAAAGCAGGUUUACAAGAUUUUACAAUAUAUCGAAUCAUAUCAGGAAAUGUACCAGCUUCAAACUGCCCCUAUAAUCUUAUGUGGGGACUGGAAUGGAAGUAAAAGAGGACAUGUCUACAAAUUUCUGCGAUCGCAGUGCUUUGUGUCCUCAUAUGACACUGCCCAUCACUACACUGACAGUGAUGUCGAUUGCCAUAAGUGGGUCAGCCAUCGUAACCAUAGAGGAAACAUAUGUGGGGUGGAUUUUAUAUGGCUUCUUAACCCUUACGAACAUCGGAAGCCAUUGAAUAUAAGCUUCAUCAAGGCUGUGUUGGGGAUUAUUAAGAAUCGCCUUUGUGAAGUGUCUAGAGAAAGUAUAGAUCCAUUUGGUUUUCUCGAAAAUGAGAACUGCAAGGGAACUUGUGUCGACCUUUCUGGAUUCUCUCAAGCUCUUACUGUGUUGGGCUUAACUGGCUAUCCAAAUGGCCUUGAUAUUGAAGAGUUACACGAUUUGUGGCUGAAACUGGACACUGAUGGAGAUGGAGUGAUUGACUUUUCGCAGUUCAAGAGUGCAUUGGAUCCAUCAUCACUCCUACAAAGUGAAAAUGAAAACGAGGCACUGGAAGCACAAACAGAAACACCACAAAACACGUCAAGAUCUGCAACCAUUGGUUUCGAAGUGAAGCAUUCUGCCCUGUUCCCAACCCAAGUUGAAGAUGGAAUAUGGCCUGAAGACUACUCCCUGUCUGACCAUGCACAACUUACUGUGGAGUUUGCUCCAGUGACCAUGCAUUGUCCCCAAAGUUUUUGCCACCCAGCUCAAACCAUGACCUGAAAGUACCCAAACUGAUUAGUGUAAUUGUUAUAAUUGAGGCUAUUUCGAUCUUGAUAUCAUGGCCCAUUGUAGUAAACCACACAAUCGACUUGUCGUGAUGGUACCAAAAUUGCUUAGAGGCAUGCAAAUGUAUUCAGAGGCAAUUACUAUAUUAAACUUUCGAGGAGAAUGCGAUUAAUGUACAGUGAAAUCAAAUGUAAUGAAUUUGAAUCCAUGAUUAGAUAAGAAAAUUUUUAACAAUCUAUGUUUGAUGAGAAAACAUGUGAAC